AUGGAGUACGGAUACGGCGACCAGUUCCCCUCUGGCUCGUAUGGCCAAGGUGGUGGUGGUGGUGGUGGUGGUGAAGGAGGAUUUAUGAGUGAGGUGGGAGCUAGUCAAAGCGGAAAGACAUACAACAAGAGUUCGCUUCGACCGGUCACAAUCAAGCAACUAAAUGAUGCGACGCAAGCCUAUUCGGACGCAGAUUUUAAAAUCGACGAUACUGAAGUCGCCCAGGUCUCAUUUGUAGGCCAGAUCCGCAACAUAUCCCAGUUAUCAACAUUCAUAACAUACAAACUGGACGACGGAACGGGGGAAAUCGAAGUGAAAAAAUGGCUGGACAACGAAGAGCGACAUGAGGGUGAUGCUAUGGACACAAGCGACCCUACAACAGGCCGUACGGGGAAAAAGGAACUCGUGGUGAACGGGUACGCAAAAGUAUGGGGAAAACUGGGCUCGUUCAGCAACAAUCGUCGUUCAGUUACCGCACAUGUAAUUCGGCCGCUGACGAAUAUGGAUGAAUACCACUGCCACUUCCUUGAAGCUACAGCGAUACAUCUCUACUUUAAACAUGGCCCGCCACCAAGUAAAGACGCAGCCGACGUUUCAAAGGCCCAGACCUCUGGCUCCGGAGGGGCGAUGCGCUCAGAUAACAGUAUGGCCGCGGGCGAGAGGACUCUUCCGCCAAUGUCUCCCAUGGCUAGGAAAUUGUUCAACACCUUGAAUAACACCCCACAGAGCAGAGAGGGGCUGCAUCUACAGCACCUGGCGUCUCUCAUGCAGGCACCGGUCGAUAAUGUGGAAAAGGCUGCGCGGGAGCUGAACGACUUGAGUCUGAUCUAUCCGACUGUGGAUGAUUAUACUUGGACGAUAAUGGAUUUUAAGGUCGAUAUGCAGUAA
Molecule: messenger RNA, 888 nt
Organism: Coccidioides posadasii C735 delta SOWgp
Lineage: Eukaryota; Fungi; Ascomycota; Eurotiomycetes; Onygenales; Onygenaceae
Gene: RFA2
Product: replication factor A protein 2
Biological process (GO): nucleotide-excision repair; DNA replication; double-strand break repair via homologous recombination
Cellular component (GO): nucleus; DNA replication factor A complex; chromosome, telomeric region
Molecular function (GO): single-stranded DNA binding
Source: RefSeq, a predicted model, not a curated record